UAAUUUGAGUUUUAUUUGUCCCCCAGAUGGGUUUCGCAAUACAUGUCAUAAACGCUCGGGGAUUUCCAUGUCUGACAAAAUACAUCAUAGGUAUAGCCUAUGAACACACGAUGGUCCCAAAUUAUUUGUUGCCCAAAAAUGAACUCCACAUUUUUUCACGUUUAUUCCUUAUCACGCAAAUACAGCAUGAAACAUCAAUUUUGUUCGGCUGCUCGGCACGGUGGAUAAUAACGAGACAAGCAAAUCACUUCUGCCACUGUGACCCAAGAAUUGGAGAUCAAUUUAUUUUCACAUUCGACAUGAAAGAACCUUGGCGUUCCAUAGCACCUCUUACCCUGGGGAUAUCCCCUUACUUGUGACAUCAUCCAGUGCAACCACCGAGGGAUCAUACACAAAUACUUCCAUUUUCGGUGGCACUUACAUAAUGUGCGACGAUAUGGAUUCAACUUACCAUUCUGUGAAUAUUUUACACGUAAGUAUUAGGUCCAUGCCUUUGUACUUCACACCAAGGGUUUUUUUGCUCAAUAAACACACUGAGAGAAAGCUUUUGAAAGGGAAAAAUGUAGGUUUGAGAGCUAGAGUUAAGUCAUCACGUUCAAGAUCAAGUCGACACACGAGGUUAAAGCUACUUGAAUUGAUCACCGAAAUACAGUGCAGGCCGAGAAGUUGCAAUCCAGUGACUGUUCCAACCAGCUACUAGCCUGAGCCAUUCAAAUUGUAAUGGUGCCACUGAGAACCUUGGAGCCCAGACGUACACUCUGAAACGCCAGUGAAGUGGGUUGACAGUUACGGUUCAGAAUCGUGAUUCGUAAGAAACAGUCGGUCUUGAACUAUGGACUGAUUACGUGCGUAUUAUUAACAAUCUGUUGCGCUAUUUUGUCCUUAUGCAUGUGCCUAAUGCAAGACCUACUUCCCAUCAGGUGAACUAAGUGAAAAUCUGCAAUAUAUUGUUAACGGCUUUUACAGCCUACUCAUGGCGUCGAGAGGGGAGGGCAAGAAAAAAAGGGGAACAUUUUAAAAAGUUGGAAAAAAUUGAAGUAAAUAGAAAUAAGAGAGGAAACGAAAAUCACGGAUUUGCUUUAAAAGUGUCGCCCCCACCCUUUAAUGGGUUUAUCAUAAAUUAUCAAUUCUCAUAAAUUCUCCACCCAUUGGGAAAAUGGUUUCCCCCACCUCGGAAAAUAUUCUGGCGACGCCCAUGACUAGGCCUACUGUUGUAUGAGUUGUGGGCAUAGUUUCCUUCAAGUUAUCACGGGGAGGUUAUACAUAUUUUGAAUUUGAAAUUUGCUACGCUACUUAUGAGCGACAGAUCAUGUUCAAGACGCAAUGGACAAAAAUAUUGCACAUAUCAGAGGUUAAAAUUGACUUUUGCUCAACCGACUAUUGGCAUAGGGGUCUCCAGGGCUUUUUUUUGGAUGGGGGCAGGGAAUCAGCAGCAAACUGACCAACCGUUAAAGAUGGAAGGGGUCAACUGGAAGGUAUUUUCAAGUAAUCGAUGAUUUUCACCACCUUUCCUUUUUUCUUUCCUUAUCUUUUCCUUUCCAUUCCUCUCCCCUUUUAUUUAUUUAUCUGUUAGUUUUUCCUAAGGAAGUGCUCCCUUUGCCGACCUGGUGACGCCUGUGACAUGGAGAAAAACUAAUCAGAAGUGUGCAUUUAUUUACUAGGGCAAAUGUUGAUGUAACUGUCGAGGGAAGAAGUAUAUGGUUCGUCCAAGAUAAAGACAGACCCAAUUAAUUGUCUAUCUCGGCCUUGAACGUGCUUCGUUAACAGACGCUGGACAACAUGGCAACGUGUCUCGGCUUGUAGCUACAGGGACUGAAAGUUCAAGACAGUCAGAGACUGAUAACAACAAUGUUGCGAAUAAUAAAAGAUAAAUCAUAUGGCGGAGAUUUGUAACACAUCAGCUCAGUCAGUCUCGAUUGCAAACCUAGGAGACACAAACAGUGAUUGGCCUAGACCCGAGAGAGCCAUGAACACAAAUGAUGAAUGUAAAUGCCGCGAAACAAACCCCGGGGAGAAAGGGAGCGUGUUCUUUCCUAUACGCGUGGAGUCAGCGGGUUUUCCGUCCACUGAUAAGGACAAUCCACGGAAGACUCCCACCCUCAGCCCUGUACAGCUGUCCCCUGGCAGCACCACCAUGAAACUCAUCGAAUCCGGGAAGAUUAAGAACUGCAUCAUCCUCCUAAAGAAGACCAGUUUGGAUCAGGACUGCCUUACACCUCUCGGCGAUGAUGCCAGAGAGGACUGCACGGGAUGGGAUGACACAGCCACUGAAUUGUCCGAAGGAGUUUCAUGGAGUGCAGACAGUGAAGACGGAAAUGCGCCUAGUCCCAAUAGACCCUACAAUAAACACAAGAACAAAGAGUUGGGUGCAAAAGCUCUGAAUGGAGGUGGUGGCCGCUAUUCCUUAAAUAGGAAUAUCUUCACAAGUCUUCUCAGCGGAUGGGCUGAUAACAACGUGAAGAACAACUCGACUGUUAGAAGUUCUGACAAAGAAUGCACGUCAUAUACAAUCGCUGAAGAUGGUGCAACUGACGCAAAUCCGAUAUCUGACAGUAAAGUAACAUAUCAAUCAGUAAGCAGUUCCUGUGUAAUCAGUCAAAUCAAAUCUUCACCUAGGAACAGUGACAACAUCGAUCAGACCAGUUCGUUUACAUCGCAGUACGUUGAUGUUGUAACCUGCCAAAACACUGAUAAUCAACCAGAAAUCAAUGCAAGCACUGUCGGGCAUUUAACUGAGUGUCGAUCAAUAAACAGAGACAGCAAUGGCAUUCAGAUCACCGACUGUCCAUCAGGGAAGAGUGAUAUCACAAAACGUCACAAUGACGACGAUCAGGCAAAAAUUGACAGAAAUACUUUAUGUCAAGUCAGUGACUGUCAACCGUUAAGCACAGGCAAUGACGACGAUCAGCUCAUCGACUGCCCAUCAUUCAAGAACGUUACUGACUCCAAUUACAUCACAGAUGAUAAGUCAGAAACCAGUUUUAAAUCGACAUUUCGAGUCAUUGACAGUCGAACAGUAAACAAUGAUACUGCAGCGAAACUGGUUCCUAAUUUUCCGACAAAAAUCAGUGUCGAUACAAUCAAUGAGAUCAGCGAAUUUCCGUCAGAACCCGGUAUUAGCACAGUUGAUGAGACCGGUGACGGUCACUCAUUCACCAGUAUUGACGCGAUCGAUAAGAUCCCUGAAUUCGACCUUUGUAAAGGUAGGCCUUCCUUUAGCAACGAUCUUAUGAGUAUUCCAUCCACCGGCUCUGGUGAAACAAUCAAAUACCCAAUAUAUCCCGCUGACAAUUUGCAAGAAAGAUUCGAAAUUAUUAAUGUUGACCACUGCUGCUUGGAUGAGCACGAGAUCCCUACUAGCAGGAACACAGAGACAGCAGACACACUCUGUGACGGACCACCGCGUUUGGAAAGACUAGAAUCCUUGCCAAUGCCUGGUUCUUGCCUUGAUCAACCGCCGAUAUUGAGUCCACCACCGCUGAUGAGUAUCGAUGAUGACGUUCUUCCUGAGCAGAGGAACCGUUACGGCAGUUUUUCUUUCAAAGCAUCUCAAAGUGGAGGGGCGUCACCCCAAGCAUCAUUCAGUGGUGAUGCAAGUCCAGUAGGUAUGGCUGAAAUGACUGAAAUAACUGAAAUCCAAUCCACAAUGAGCCCGACGCGGUCUGAACCGAGUAGACGCAAGGAGGACGACCUUUCUGCUGUAAGUGAGGUAUUCUUAUUCAGAACAGAUUCAACUGUCAGCACUGGAGUGCAAAGUCAAAGAAACAACACCCCCUCUCGGAGGAGUUCCGCCGAUUCAUUGGCAUCAGAACAUCUCCAAAACGAGUUGCCAAGAGUUUCAACCGGUGCAUUUUCAUUUCCUUCAUCACCCAACGAGCCGGCGUCCAGAUGUGAAGAGACUGCCGAAGAGCCUCCACGAGACAAGGUGGGAACACCGCCAGUUGAGAAGAAUCCAACCGCUGAAGCAACACUACACUGUCAAGAUACUGAAUAUCGGGAUGAACAGUGUCAGGUUGCGGAGACGAACACACAUGAGAGAAACACCUUGUUUCCGAAUGAUAUUCCUCAACGUGGCUCGGCAGGGGACCUUCAGACAUCUGAGGUUAUUUCUCUCGGAGACAGAAUUUGGAAAGUGGGACAAAAACUCUUAAAUGAUGACGGGCGGGUUCCGGACUUGACACCAGACGUGAUCCAUUGUACUGAUGGAAUGAAAGAAAAAACAGAAAGCAUUGGGUCUUGUGUGGAUCGGGGUGCCUUUGCCUACAAUCGUUCCGUUUACGCUGGAGGCACACACAUACUUGGAAAUGAGGCUGCUUCAAUACACUCUUCGCUCUCCGAUAUCAAUUCCGAAACUGAAAUUGAGAGGGCCGUUGCAUCCAUCUCAGAAACCCCAGAAUUAACUUUACUUAAUAGUGAGCAAGGUUUCCCUGAACUCAUCUUUGACGGUAGCAUCGAAGUAGCUGAGGUUGUGAUCGAUUCCCACGCUGGUGAUUCCAAUCUCUCAACCAUUGGAGCUGGGGUCAUGUUUUCCUGCAGUCGGUCGACUGACAACAAGAACAGUGAGACAGAUUGCAAUGACAGAAUGUCGAAAGAGGCGCAGGUGAACAGUCAUGGUGACACAAGUCCAGUGUGUGGAAGUGAUGCACCAAACUUCUCAGUUUUCGAAACAAAUCAAGCUUCGCACUCCAUACAAAAUAUUGAUCAACCUGCAUCCGAGGAAGCAACCGAAAUUCCUUCCCAACUGGGACAGACAUUGAAUUCUCAAGAAAGUCGUCCAUCUUCUGCCGGUGACGAAAGUCUUAAAGAAGAGGAAUGUCCACAAUUAGAUUUAGAAAGUCGGAUAGAAAAGACUUUAAGAGAAUGUCAGACAAAAACCAACUACUUGUCGGAAUAUCAGCCGAAAGAUGUCUCAAAUGUCUCUUCUAGAAGUGACACGUCGUCGCACGUCACGUUGGAAAUGUCUCCAAGACACAACUCUAUCAAUGAAAAUCAAUGUAGUCCUGGUCGUUACCAAGAGAUGAUGAAGGCUCAAGACUACAACAGAGAUACAUGCAAAAAUACCCCAUCAAGCCAAGAGGAGGCUUCAGCUGCUUCAAACAGCAAUCAGAGCAGGUCCAUAGAUGAGGCUGUCAUUGGACGGAUAGAUGCUGAUGACAUUGCGUGUCUUCCUUCGAGAUCACAGGAGAUAGACACAGCUAUUUCUCUGGCAUUAAUGUCUGAGAUGGCUGCCUCAAUGGAGGCCAAAGAACAGAACAGCAAUCAAGACAGCCCUAGUACCAACAUCUUGUCUUCUUCGGCAUUACCUUCAAGAAAUGACAAGACCGGACCAAGAGACUCGAGGACCCGUCAUCACUCUGCAUCUCGAGUGUCUGACGGACAUCGUGAAGGAACUGUAGCGUCUGCCGCACCUCAGAGACCUAACUCUGUGCACGGUGCCACUAUUCAUGGCGCAGGGAGUUCCUCAGAGACUCCCGCUGGGAACUCAAAGCCAAUUACUAAAGGCACCAGGGGUCGCACUGCUGGAAGAUACAGCAAUGGUUUCACCAUCGUAGACUGCCCCAACCCCAUCCCACAUGUACAUCAAAACGGGCAAUUUAAUGAGCUAAGGUGGCGCUUGAUGCAGGAGCACGGUCGUAAUCUUGAACAGCCAGUGACCACAGUCCAGACCACCCAACCUCACAAUCUGCCUGACUUCAUGGAAAAUUCGAAUGGUCGUCAUCCACACGAGAUAAUGAACUUUGGAGCUGGGAUACCCAUCGAGUUCCCUAAUGGUAGACGCUGUGUGGCGUACAGCAGGGAAAUACUGAAUUGCCCAGGAACGAACCUCCAUGUAGAUCAAGCACAAGGACUUAGCGAAUCUCAGAAUCAAUACCCCAAACUAUCUCGCAGGGGUUCACAUCAAUUAAGUGGUGCAGUUCAAACCAUUCCAUCCCAAGUCCCAGAGGGUGUAUCUCAAAAUAGACAACAGAAAAUACAAAAUCCACUGUUGGGCCUUACAGUAAAUCGACAACGAGCGGGGUCCAGCAACACGCCUAAAAAUCAAUCGCUUAAUGCUACUCCACAACAGAUAGAAAAUGCCCUACCUUCUCGGUGCACUGCAAGUACUCCAGUUGUAAUGCACAGUGCCCACGAACAGCAGUUGCAGUCUGCCCAUAUUCUACCGAAUCCAAGUUUGUUCAGCUCCAACUCGCAGCGUGUAGCAUAUCGACAACAUCAAAGGAUUUCCAUAGAUAGGAUAGACACCAGUUGCAGAGCUCAGUACCGAGAACAAGUCCAUUCAAACAACGUCCAACCAGGUGAGGGUAAAACAGUUGCCUCCGAUACCAGACGAAUCAUGCAUUCAGUGCCUGUUUCGGUUCAAAGUGUAUCCGACACUUCCAAUGCGGCGGUAGGUGACAAGGGUACGCUGUACAUUACAGCAGAUACAUCCCUUGAUAGUGAGUAUUCAACACGACCGGAACUCUUGAACCAUCAUGCACUGUGUCAGAGUCUUCAAAGUAAUGCCGCUCAGCGGAGACAUGACAUCCAAGAAGGCGAUAUCAACAAUCAACAAAUACCCAGAAUAAGCUUGCAACCCUCAGACAACCUGUCUCAUUCCUUGGAAACUCAACAACGCUUAUUCAUAAACGCAAGAGGAUCUGCACUACACCCACAGCCUCAGAAUACAGGGAAUUCCAGACAUGCAGUCUACGGGGCCACUUCCUCUCUCAACGAACAGCGAUGGAGAGCUAGACUAAGUGCAAACAUUUCUAGUAGCUCCGAGCGUCGGCGCCUAUCAACCACUGGGAACCUAACAAAUGCAAUGCAAAGUCCGGGACCAGGUACGGGUGCUGUUCCGUUACAUCAAUUCCAGGCAAACGUAGUCGCCAGCGGCCCGAAUGUGAGCGCUUGUAGGGCGUCACCCACAGCCGUGGCUUGGCGGGAGCAAGCAGUCCUUCCAGCCAACUCAGCAACCGCAUUCAUAUGCAAUCUGGCAGAAGCAAGCAGACGGUAUGCAGUAGAUAAUAGCUUGCCCGUGAGCCGAACGUUACAGGGAAGGCAAACAGCUGCCGAAGGACACGAUGGAGUAGCUAGCAGUUCAACAAAAAUUGAUGACAGCCAUGCAACGCGGGGAGAUCUGCGCAGAGAAAGCAACACAGAUGCUAUCCACAGGCAAACUGCCUACCACCAGUGGCCCGCACAGUCUGAAGACAACUUACCAAAGACUGCAUCCCAAGUAUCUCCUCAAACGACCACUGUUCCCGACGACUUCCUGAAAAAAUUGCCAAAAGACCUGACCAAUUAUCUCAUCAAUGAGCGCAAAAAAGGAAUACCAAUUCGGGAGACUCUCAAGGCGAUACUUGCCUCACUGCCGGCAGAGGAAGGUAAGGAGGCAGUGAAGCCAAGACAGGAAGAGAGAGUUUGGCGAUCUACCAUACAUUACCGAUCUUCAGAUACUUCGCCGCAGAGCAAUACAUCAAGCAAUUCUACAUCGUGGGUUGGUUUUCAUGGAGCACCCACACCAUAUCACACGCAGGACGCCAACGCCAAACUCCCAACACAUCCUGUGUCGGCAGCAAACCUGUUGAUGUUACCGCAGCACAGCCAGAAAUCUGGUUCCCGAAAUUCUGUCGUUUCUGAGACUCAACAUCAGUUCAAACAAACAUCUCAAAGUCAGUCGUUGAGAACUUCAGGAACACCAAAACGUUUUUACAAUCCGCCCCCCGCUAUCAUUCCUUUACUGGAGGCGCCAAGUAAAUCACAAGACACAGGGAGUAUUCAGGAUCAGACGGGUAUGCCUGUCAUUCAAGAAAACAACGACUUCGUCCUGGAUCUGAGGACUAACAUUUCUGAAUGCGUAGCUAAUGUUUGUGGUGGAGACCAACCACUGUAUGCCGAGCACAACAGCGAGCUUUACCACAGAGCGUACAGUGCCGGAGAGCCAGGUCCCAUCAGGGCAUCUAGCCUUGUCAACCUCUCAGCAAUCGUAAGAGCUCCUGUUAUUGACAAUUUAAGCCCAACACAACUUCUGAUACGGAGUAAAUUGCUGGAAAGGAGAUCACGGACAAAGGUGAGGUCAGUAUCGACGCCUGACAUUCUCCGAGCUUAUUCGUACCCACCCAAGAGAAAGGCAAAAAGGGCCGAGGAGUCAGACAAUCAACUCGGCAAAGAUUUACUUCCCCCAAGCGUUCAUACUUUACCUUGUCACGAGCGCGUCGGUCAAAGCUGUGAACGGGAAGACCGUUCUGGCUUUGUAGCCUCUCUAAAUCCCGCUGAAGAUUAUGUCAGUAGUGAUAAGGGAUCGUCCCAGGGACAAACGCAACGCGAACAUAAUGUGCAAAACCUGACAACCACAGACAACAAGGAGCCCGUGUCCAAUACAUUGACGCACUACCAGAAGGUGAAGACUAGCCUUCAGAACAGAUGGGUGACUGAGGCAGUCCAACCUCAACCGCAACAGGCUGACAACCAGCGAGAGAAAUCCUCUGGCAAAGAUCAAAAUGUCCUCGGGGUAGAAUCGAUCCAGGAGCAGGUGUGCACCUCAGGUCUCACCGUGUCUAUUAAUGACGACCCUGUUGACCACACACCUCGCUUCACGGUUAGUAAUUUGUCAGAUCACGGUGCAACACUACUAUCAACUUCAGCAACUGAGGCCACUCUGAUUACAUCUGUCCAGGUAGGUUCCACCGCGAAUCUGAAAUACGGUGAUGGACGUUCCGAGACAUCCCAGCCUCCCAGGAAGCGGAAAGCGGACGAUACCAUUCCAACCCGCUCGUCUUGCCCGUUCUGCUCGUUUGAAUGUUUUAGCAGCGGGAUUCUUCGAUCACAUGUUAACCAGAAACAUUUUGACAAACACAGUAAGCCUGGCUCUGGAAAUGGGACACGAAAAGCAGUUGGUGUCGUUGUGCCGUCAACAGCGUCCAACAGCACCGUUACUACACAAAGAAUUCCGAACGCAUCGACUCAAGACGUAUGGGGAACUGUUAACGGGGAACGAAUCGGUGCCUACACCCAAUCUCUUCAGCAUUCGAAGGGAACCUCCCCACUUCUUACAGGUAAAAUUGAUGUUCAAAGCCGAAAGCAGAUCACAUCUGGAGUGCCAGUAGCGACAAACAAUUUGGCAGUAAUUUCGCCAGAGCCCGUCCAGCCAGACACCACACCGGCACCUGUUCCCCGCAAUAAACAUCUUAAGACAGAUGGAAUGCUAGCAUCCCCGGCCACAUCUCUCGUCAGCAACCCGGUGAUCAAUGACAAUCAGAUCAGGGAACCCAACGCUGCACAGAAGGCAGAUGAGCAGCUGCGUUGCCGCUAUUGCAACCUCUAUUUCAAGAAUUCCGGUGAAUUGCAUAUCCACGUGAAGUUUCACCACACCAACACAAAGGGCUUGUAUAUGUGUUUCACUUGUGGCUACUCUACUAAGUCCAAACCCACUCUCAUGAAACACAUUGUGAAGUGGCACGGUCGGGGCAAAGUGUUCAGGUGCAGGCAAACUAAGUGCAAGGAAACAUUCUCGACGGAGGAGGAAUUGCAGCGUCAUCGACACUCCCACGAGGCACAGCGGCAUUACGUCUGCAGCUUGUGCAACGCCAAAUACAAACACGUGACUGGUCUCCGAUACCAUCAGAGGCGACACACUUUCAACUACCCAUACAAAUGCCAGGAGUGCGGCCUUAACUUUAAGUCCGAAGGGAUGCUGAAGAGACAUGAAUUCCAGAAGCAGCACAUUGCAUCUUGAGUGAGAACACGCACAGCUCGGAGAUGCUAGUUGUUGCCCCACUUGAUUUUCAACCAGAUCCCCCAUCUCUUGUCAACUUGUGGAGAACGCCGAAGUUCCCUCAGCGUAGGUGAAGUAUGAAGUCCUGAGGGGCACAUGGUAUCACUAGUUUGACUCUUGGGGAAAGUCUUUAAUGGGUUUGCAGGUGGCUGGUUCGUUGGUUCUGAUGGGACAAGAGUGGAUGCUUUGGUGGGAUGGAUUAAUGGAUGAGUGGUUACGUGGGAUAGUUUGAUACAUGUAGUUGGAUAUUGAGUGGGAUUGAUUCAUCGGUUUGACCGGGUGUGGUGGAGUGGGUGGUUGGCGUUAGAGAUUUAUAGCUGGGUGGCUGCGUAGGAGUCGAAGGGAUUUACGGCUGGGAUGGGUUUAGGCAUGUAAAGGGGUGGAAUAAGUCGACAGGUUGGUACAUGCCUAGGUGCGUGUGUACACUUGGAUUCUUCUAAGUGGUACUCAGGUUUGAGGUUUACACCUACGGGGAGCAAAGGUCAUCAUUAGCAUAUGGAAUUAAUUCCAGAUCCAUAUUCACAUAAAAUAACAGAAUGAUUUUUAGAAUGGGGAAUCAUCUUCAAAAAAACACAUCAGCUAAUUCUGUUUUUGUUUUGUUUUUGUGGGUGAUGGGUGGCGAGAUAGUGGAUGGCUGGUUGAAUGGAUAGCUUAGUGGGUGGGGAAAAUAGACAGUGCAAUACCACAACCCCUCGAUUAACCACACCUGUCAGUAAAGAAUCGCAUUUCCGUUAGGAGGAAAAUCGUGAAACACCUCACUUCGAUUGUCAAUGUGCCACUGGUCAACUGGACAUAUUUCACAUUCCGAUAUUCUAGACCAUAGUCCCAAUAAGAUCAGAAAAAAGUGCAUGAUUUAGGUGGAUCUAUUUUAAAAGGCUGAAUUGUUGAUUCAUCUUGUAUAGUUAGACGAUGAAAGACGCAGCUGCAGCUUUCCAAGUAGAUAUACGUAUGUUAUAUAUGGUUCACGCUGUUGGAGAAAACCUGGUCCCUGAGGAAUUACCAUGUAGUUUUACCAAAUUCCAAGAGGAACCAGGUGGAGUUGAACCACAGUAUGCGACGUACAGUUCCGUGGCGCUCCCAAUGAGAAGUUUGAAGAUAGGACAAAAACGCAGAACGGCUGAUCUGACGACACGCAGUCAUCUUGGAAACGGUGCAAAUUAUUGCACAAAGCAGUUCCCGUGUCUGGAAAAGUGGUGAGAAUAUUUGAUAUCUGAGAAGGAAAAAUUCAGCGCCGACAAGCAAACAAAGAAACAAAACUGGUUUGUGGGGACGAAAGAAAUCAAUUGAAAUCCGAAUUACAUCUGGAUAAGGAUGUGUGCCUUACGUCAGUGUUAAGUUUGUAAUUACAGUGAAAUAGUAACUUUAUUUGUGGGACAAAAGGGUGUCUGUAUUGUCUACAUGAAAGUCAAGAAAAUCACUUGCACUUUUAAAACAAAAUAUAGAAAAUGAUUUCAUGAUACGUGUAGUUUAAACUUCCUCUGUUAACGUGGGCGUAUCACGUGGUUUGUAGCUGUUGCAUGUUCAAAAUCCGUUAUCGUUGAAAAAUAAUCUGUAAAGUUCGUUACAAGAACCAACAUUUUACCCUCUGCAAAACCACCGAGUGUAUAAGGCUGUGGUACUGGUCUGUAAUAAAACGUAGACGUAUUCAGAGCAAUUCAAACGACCUUGAAUACAAAAUGAUCAAAAUAUCAACAGUUAUUAUGACAAGUUAUCUUGUAUAUUGUAUUGUACACGUGAUACAUUAUUAUGCAGUGAAAUAUUUCACACACAGAUGACUUUUCUGAUACAAUACAUACUGUACUUGCAACGCACUGAAGACAAACUUUAAAUCGUGUACUUAAUACAUUUUGUAUUCAUAAGUGAUAUGGCUUUUCUGCUUAAAAGAUUGGAUAAUGCAUUCUUAAAUAUAUGUGUAAUAAAUGUUCAUGAGAACGGAUGCUUUGUACGUUUUGAUAUAACGCUGUACAUUUAAUCGACCAAUACGCGUUGUACAUUUUAAAAACGUAUGCUUUUUUCAUUGGCUUAUUUGUAAUUAAACAUAACUGCUUUGUAAAUUAUAUAAUUCAGCAGCUUAAUUGUAAAGCUUGUGUUUUAGUACUUGUAGUCAUAGCCAAAUUACAGCUAGGGCCAGAACGUAACAAAUCUACAAACUUUCGCUAAAAGUUGAAAUUUUGCUGGCAGGAAGAACCUUUCGACGCCCUCCUGAAAAGGGGGCAUGGUCCUCUUAGAGCGUACAAGUAUUUCCAAACGAGUGAGACAAGUUGGGGGGGGAGACACUAAACGUACAGUUCUUUUUUACUUUGGAAAUCCUUUUAAUGAUUACUACAAAAAUGACCAUCUAACCGAACAUUUCAACGGGAUGGCGUUUAAAAUUUUCGGAAAGUGUUGGAGGGAGAUUUUUGCUGUUUUUCCUACGAAUGGGGGUGGGUGGUAUCUGGCAUGCACCCAUGUUUGUAACCUGUUGGUGACUUUAUUCUGUGUUUAUUAUGCCCAAAGAGAACCCGUUUUGCAAGAGCUUGAUAUUACCCGUGUCUAAUUAUUUAUAAGUUCGUUUGUUUUUAGAUUGGCUGAACCAAUAGUGUGUAUAAAUUUGCGUUAAGAGACAAAUAAACUGUCGGUAACGAAAGUUA
Messenger RNA from Acanthaster planci (crown-of-thorns starfish), 12384 nucleotides. RefSeq lists its product as uncharacterized. Gene Ontology annotation, biological process: regulation of transcription by RNA polymerase II. Lineage: Eukaryota; Metazoa; Echinodermata; Asteroidea; Valvatida; Acanthasteridae. Gene Ontology annotation, molecular function: DNA-binding transcription factor activity; RNA polymerase II cis-regulatory region sequence-specific DNA binding. The record is from RefSeq and is a predicted model, not a curated record.